UUAAGAUCAGGGCGUAUCCGCUCUCUGGGAAUCAGGAAACACGUUGAUGUCUGUAAGAAGUCCCUCCCGUCGUUUGGUUUGGUUUUGACCACGGUUGCGCCACGGCCGCCUGUCAGAAGCGUCACCGGCAGCCCACCGGCAAAGCUGUGGUCCUGUCCGUCAAUGGCUAAUCCAACCGUCUCUACACUGGGUCAAACAGUCACUGGAAAAGGUGAAGGUGAAGCAGGGGGGGCCAACCCAGACUAUAUUGCCUUCGUCCUGGUGCCCGUUUUCUUCCUCUUGGGCCUGCUGGGGGUGGUUAUCUGCCACGUGCUGAAGAGGAAAGGCUACCGGUGCACCACUGAGGCCCAGGAUGACAAUGAGGAGGUUUUUGAAGAAGGGGGAGAAAAGGAUCCUGAACUGGGUGGAGAGCUGAAUGACACCCUCAGUGACAACAAUGACACAGUCGGACAGAUUGUUCGCUACAUCAUGAAAAAUGAAGCAAACUCGGACGCCCUGAAAGCCAUGGUCCAUGACAACAGCAUUGAUUCUGAUGGUCCUCCACUCACCCCAACCUCCCCCAGCACCAUGACCCCUCCGAUGACUCCCAUAUCACCGGGGGCACCCCCAGAAGCAGCCAAGCACACCUGCAACCACCUGCACACCAUCGGUGGCCCCGGCGGCCACAAGAACAUCUGCACCCGCUGCAGCCAGAAGAAAUGGCCGCUGAUGAGGAAGCCGUCGGUGCGUAAGGCCGAGCAUCGCCGCAGCCACCACGGAGAGGUCACAGUCCUGGCUGUCGGCAGGUUCCGGGUGACAAAAUGUGAAAAACCAGCCAGGGAGAGGCGGACCCUACUAAUAUCAGACUCCAAUGGGAGUGUCCCUACAUCACCCACAGAUGUGGAGCCCAAGAGUCGGACGACGUCUGAGUCCCAGCAGGUGCAUACAGACAACUUGAACAAAGAGAAAUGUUAAAAAAAACCCAGCUUUCCAAAGAGAGGAGAGAAGCAACAUCUGGACACUUUUUAAACCCAACGGAGAACAUUAUAACAUCAGCACAGGAGGAUAAAAAAGCGGGAGAGUCCAUCCGGGAAUCGUCCCUCCACAUUCUACUUCCACAGGGAGUGAAAUGUGCUGCCGAUGAAGACGACAGUGUUUAUUUUACAAGUUGAAGGGGGUAAGGUGUGUCUAGCUGUGAUAAACUCCAUUUCCUCCAAUAAUAGAUUUACAGUAGUGCCUUGCUCAAGGGCGUUUAGGCAGGUCAACUGCUUGAUGUCAAGGAACCCUGAACCAGGGUUCUCCCAGUAAACUAAGGGGAUAUUACUCAGCAUGCUGAUGUGGUCCAUGAUGUAUGUUCGUACGUUUUUGCAUGUCAUCAACCAGUUAAUUUAUAAAACUACACUCCCAGGAACAGGUACAGCCAGUCCGAGAUAAAGCUGUAGGUAGUCAUUCCCAAACAGGAAGAAGGAACAACCUAAUACAGUAGUCACAGAGCCAGGAAAUAGACUGGAGCAUUAGUCAAUGUGAUAAGAGCAAAGCAACAGUAAUCACAUCCUGUAAUGUCAUGAACAUGAUGUCAACGUGUUCCCUGUUGUCAGCAUGAUUAAGUAUCUUUGCUGCACGUGUUAUAAGGUCAGUGUGUCUGCUUUUCAAAUUUAUAAUCUAAUUUCUUAGUGUUGAACUUCCAGUCUGACCUCUAAUAAUAAAGAAGAACAUGCAGUCAUCUGCGUCAAACAACAAAUUAGACACAGGCUGCUCACUGAAUGUUUUCUAUAAAAGCUACAAGUGACAGUAUUAUUUUGCCAUGAACAGCAAACCUUAAAGCUGCAUCAAUUGUUUAAAUUUUUUUUAAUU
This is a messenger RNA of Xiphias gladius (swordfish), 1833 nucleotides long. RefSeq names its product RELT like 1 (gene rell1). The record is from RefSeq and is a predicted model, not a curated record. Lineage: Eukaryota; Metazoa; Chordata; Actinopteri; Istiophoriformes; Xiphiidae. Gene Ontology annotation, biological process: positive regulation of p38MAPK cascade. The coding region runs from base 163 to 954 and encodes 263 amino acids. Gene Ontology annotation, cellular component: plasma membrane. The transcript has 8 exons.